CAGAGCUCGAAGUUGCCCGACACGCUCCGGAGCCAGGCAGAGGACAAACUGCGCAGUCACAUCUCGAGAUUCUCUGGUGUCGUCGCUCCCCGCCCGGCCCAUGCCCAGGACGUUGAGGGGGCGCGUCUCUCCAGCGGCGGCCUCUGAAGCCGCGCACCGAGGGUCGCUCUCGCCCCUUCGCGCCACCCUUCUUGUCCGCGCCGGCGCUGGGCGCAGAUGGCCCAGCUCGCGUUGAUGCUGGUGGCGCUUGUCUCCGUCGCGCCGGCCGUCGCGGCGGGCGCAGGCGGCUUCCUAGCGCAGGGUGGGCUGGCUGUCCAGGAUGGCGGCUAUUGCUCCCAGACCUCCGACUGCGAGCCCAGCCUCGUCUGUGCCUCCGGGCCGGCGUACGACGUUUGCCAGGAGCACGACCCGGACGGGAAGCAGUCGGGCGAGUUUUGUCAGCACACGUACGAGUGCGUCUACGGCCUCGUCUGUGCCUCCGGGCCGGCGUACGACGUGUGCCAGGAGCACGACCCGAACGGGAAGCAGUCAGGCGAGUUUUGUCAGCACACGUACGAGUGCGUCUACGAUCUCGUCUGUGCCUCUGGGCCAGCGUACGACGUGUGCCAGGAGCACGACCCGAACGGGAAGCAAUCGGGCGAUGCUUGCAAGCACAACUACGAGUGCGUCUACGACCUCGUCUGUGCCGCGGGGCCAGCGUACGACGUGUGCCAGGAGCACGACCCGAAUGGGAAGCAGUCGGCCGCGGCGGCAGGUGCCGGCGGCUUCCUGGCGCAUGGCGACCCGGCUGGCCAGGAGGGCGACUCCUGCUCCCAGACCUCCGACUGCGAGGCUGGCCUGGUCUGUGCCUCCGGGCCGGCGUACGACGUGUGCCAGGAACACGACCCGAACGGGAAGCAAUCGGGCGAUGCUUGCGAGCACGACUACGAGUGCGUCUACGGCCUCGUCUGUGCCGCGGGGCCGGCGUACGACGUGUGCCAGGAGCACGACCCGAACGGGAAGCAAUCGGGCGAUGCUUGCGAGCACGACUACGAGUGCGUCUACGGCCUCGUCUGUGCCGCGGGGCCAGCGUACGACGUGUGCCAGGAGCACGACCCGAACGGGAAGUAGCCGCGGCUUCGAACGCGCGCGUAAGAUUGCGCAUUGGGCGGCGUCGCUACCCAGGCCAGAAGUGCCAGGGAAUUGUAAGGCGUGUGACGCCGACCAGGCGGAGGGGUGUGGUUCGGCGGCAUUGUCGGAUAGGGCGACGACGAGGGCGAAUCAACCAGGGGGAGCAAUGCACGUGUCGGGGGGCGCCGAUAGCCCAUGUUUUGGGCAAGGCUUCGCGGCGGGUGCGCAUGACGCCCGCCUCUGGGCUAUUCGCCCUCAUCUCGGCUACGCGCAGAGGGGAUUCAUGAGAUGGGGGAAUGCUUCUCAGAAGCACCACUGCUUCUUAGGAGGCGCGGGCCCU
Prorocentrum cordatum is the source of this 1450-nucleotide messenger RNA. NCBI's taxonomy places the organism in Eukaryota, Dinophyceae, Prorocentrales, Prorocentraceae. The record is from the annotation of a GenBank genome assembly.